Messenger RNA from Darwinula stevensoni, 656 nucleotides. NCBI's taxonomy places the organism in Eukaryota, Metazoa, Arthropoda, Ostracoda, Podocopida, Darwinulidae. The record is from the annotation of a GenBank genome assembly.
AGGACGGUGCUAAUACUGACGGUUUUGUGCGUUGCUCUGCCUGCGAGAGGAGAUUCCGGGGGGAUUGAAGGGCGCGGAGAUGGAGUUUAAAGCCUUGAGGAAACCUUCAGCUCUCUUCAAAUACGUGGAAAUCUUAUUCGGCUUCCUGGCGCUGGUACUGUACCGGGGAGCGAAGCUGCCGCUCUGGGAAGUUUCCAACUCGACUAUCCUUUGGAUGAACCCGAACUUGGACGAAGGAGGUUACGUGGUCCUCGGGUGCCUGUUGGGGCUGUUUCUCUCCACCGUCGUGUUCUUCGCCCUCGCCCUCGGUCACGAACCCGGCCUUAUGGAGAUGGUACACGGAGGAGCGAGCGGCGGGUUCUACCUGGUCACAGGCUUAUUACUCCUCGACAGCGCGAGCGACUCUCAUGAAUCCAAGGAAGCGCCUUUGAUCCUCACCUCGGCAGUCUUCUGCAUAUUGCUCACCUUCGUCUUCAUGGCGAAUGCGCUCUUCGCAGCGUGGAAGUGGCGCAAUAACACCGGAUAGACUCCAGGAGAUUCCCAAAUCUCACGCCUGAAAAGUGAAUCCAGUGUCAUUUCCGUCUUGGAGUUUAAGCGAACCGAAUAAUAUUUAUCCAUAUUUAUCCAUAUCCAUUCUAGUUCAUUUUAAGUCAAAC